AUGGAAGAAUUGGAUGCCCGCCUCAAUACCAUUGCUGACAGAAGCGAGCUCCAAGAUGAGGGAGUUGUCAGGCCCUAUUCUGCCGAAUGGAAUGCAGCCCCUUAUCCCGAUGAGAUUGAUGAAACUGAAGAAGUAAUUCGUGAGUACAUUAACAAAAAUAUAAUCCUCGCUAACAAUUUACGUCAACAAAACUACCAACCGAUCCAUGGUGGCUCGAUUCCCAGUCAUGCAGUGAUCAACCGCGAUCGAGAAACUGCGCAUCAGAAUUUCACCAUAGAUUACUUUGCCGAUAAUCCAUGUUUUGGUGAAGAUAUGUUUCAUCGUCGAUAUCAGAUGUCUCGAAGUUUGUUCCUUUGUAUUGUUGAUGCAGUGAAAGAUCAUGACUAUUACUUCCAACAACAAAGUGAUGAACUUGGUAGAAUGGGAUUAUCACAGUUCCAGAAAGUAACAGUUGUUUUUCGUAUGUUGGCAUACGAUCUACCAGUUGAUGCUACGGACAAAUACGUUAAUAUAAGUGAGUCAACAGCAAUUGAAAGUAUGACAAAAUUUUGUCAUGCUAUGGUGGAGAUAUUCGCAGAGAGGUAUCUACGAACACCUAAUGCUAAUGAUAUUGCUAGGCUACUCUAUAUUGGUAAAAAAUAUGGUUUUCCAAGAAUGUUAGGAAGUCUUGAUUGUAUGCAUUGGAAAUGGAAAAUUUAUCUAACGGCAUGGUCUGGGCAAUACGCGGGACAUAGUGGGUCACCAACUAUUAUCCUUGAAACUGUAGUAGAUUAUGAUCUUUGA
Molecule: messenger RNA, 783 nt
Organism: Asparagus officinalis (garden asparagus)
Lineage: Eukaryota; Viridiplantae; Streptophyta; Magnoliopsida; Asparagales; Asparagaceae
Exons: 2
Coding region: 1-783 (260 amino acids)
Source: RefSeq, a predicted model, not a curated record